Messenger RNA from Hydatigera taeniaeformis, 423 nucleotides. The record is from the annotation of a GenBank genome assembly. NCBI's taxonomy places the organism in Eukaryota, Metazoa, Platyhelminthes, Cestoda, Cyclophyllidea, Taeniidae.
UCGGGUUCUGCAGUCGUCGGUGCGGCCAUAGUGCCAUCAACCUUUGCCACGGAGCGGCCCCUUCUGGCUGUGAUUGGUAAUGAUGGAGAUUUUCGUGUUUGGGACCUCAAAUCUGAAACUGUACUCCUCCAUACCACCCUUCAAACUCCAUCCUCGACUUCAAGACGUCUGCAAGGUGAGGGAGAUGGGGGAGAUGUUGAAAUGCAAGACGAACCUAUAAGUGAUUCGCUCUCGGGCUUUCUGUGCAUGGCUGCUCCUCAACCUGAUGUUUCUGCUACUGCGAACAUUGUCGAUAUUGUUGCGGUGGCGGGUCACGAACUGAUUGUUUUUGUGCCUUGUCGGCCACCACCACUGGAGGAAAUUAGUGAGGGGUCGAAGAAGAUUCCACUUACUGCGUUCGAGUUGAGCAGUGUAGUAAAGUAG